AUGGAUGCGCUGUGGCUCCCAGGCCCGGUGUGCCGCUAUCUUCGCUCUGGCAAGGCUUCAGACAAGCUUCCUGUGGAGCUGACAUUCCAGUCACGUUCCCGGCGUCAGUCGUCCAUCAUCUCAUUGGUUGGCACGCCUGGCUCCUGCCAUCAUCACCAUGGCAAUGUGAGUGUCCUCCUGGUUGCCAUCACCAUGGCGAUGGGCGUGGCCCCAGCAACCAUCAGCAUGGGCCUCUUAACCAGGAUCACCAUGGCAAUAUGGCGGUCCAAUGCCAGGCCUGCGCUGGUGGUAUGUGCUGCUUAG
Knipowitschia caucasica is the source of this 303-nucleotide messenger RNA. Lineage: Eukaryota; Metazoa; Chordata; Actinopteri; Gobiiformes; Gobiidae. The record is from the annotation of a GenBank genome assembly.